UACUGAGCAGAAGCCUUUGUGCUGCCAUGGACAGUGUGGAGAUGGAAUCUGUCCAGAUUAAAGAAGAGUUCCCUGAACCUGAACUUCUCCCCUUUAGAGUGGAGGUCUCUGGGCUGGCUUCCCUCCCCAUUAAACAGGAGCUCUGUGAGAUGCAAUGUGACGGCAGUCAGCCAGAGGUCUCUGAGAUUAAAGCUGAGCACAAUGAAUUGGAGAUCUCCCAGACAGAAGAACCCCUUCUUGUUAAACAAGAGGUGCUAGAAACUGUCUGUAUUAAACGGGACCCUCCUGAAGUAGAGUUUGACUACAUGGAACCAGGGAAGGAAGAAUCCGUGGACUUCAAACCAAACUUCCCUGAGCUGGAGCCUGUAUGCAUGCGGGAGUGUAACGUGGUGCGGGAGAAAAUCUGCAUGAGAGAGGAAGGCUCUCCCAAUAGCACGCAAGGAGGUGGAAAGGAAGACAGAUGCUCACAUUCACUAUGCAGUCUAGCAGGUUCCAGUCCAGCAGCUAAAGUGAGGGUGGACGGUGCAGAAUAUCCUGACUGUGGGAAAGGUUUUACCCAGUUAGGGCAUUUAAAGAAAAAACAGAGAAUUCACACAAGAGAGAAACCAUAUCACUGCUUAGACUGUGGGAAGAGUUUCAAUAGGUCAGGAACCCUGAAAGCACACCAGAGAAUUCACACAGGAGAGAAACCGUAUUGCUGCUCUUAUUGUGGGAAGAGUUUCAGCCAGUCAGGAACCCUGAAAACACAUCAGCGAACCCACAAAGGAGAGAAACCGUAUUUCUGCUCUGACUGUGGAAUGAGUUUUGGUCAGUCCGGACACCUUGUUUCACACCAGCGAACUCACACAGGAGAGAAACCAUAUCACUGCUUUUACUGUGGAAUGAGUUUCAGUCACUCAGGAGCCCUGAAAGAACACCAGAGAAUUCACACAGGAGAGAAACCAUAUCACUGCUCUGACUGUGGGAAGAGUUUCAGUCACUCAGGAACCCUGAAAGAACACCAGAGAAUUCACACAGGAGAGAAACCGUAUCAUUGCUCUGACUGUGGGAAGAGUUUCAAUCUAUCAGGAAACCUGAAAGCACACCAGAGAACUCACACAGGAGAGAAACCGUAUCAUUGCUCUGACUGUGGGAAGAGUUUCAGUCACUCAGGAACCCUGAAAGCACACCAGAGAAUUCACACAGGAGAGAAACCAUAUUACUGCUCUGACUGUGGGAAGUGUUUCAGUCGGUCACACAGGCUGGUUUCACACCAGCGAACUCACUCAGGAGAGAAACCAUACCGCUGCUCUGACUGUGGAAUGAGUUUCAGUCAGUCCGGACACCUUGUUUCACACCAGCGAAUUCACAGAGGACACAAACUCUAAAGAUUACGUUCAAUGCGACUUUUCACUCAUGAGGAAACAGUUAGCUUUGUAUUAUGAGUCCCUGUGUAAUUACUGUUUUGUGUAUCACUCUGAAGAGCAUGCAUUUGAAAUGGUUAAAUUGCAUUUAACUCUCUUGCGCUGUGAUUGUGUUAGAAAGUGGGCGGUGACGCGGACACGUCACAAGAGGCUAUUUAGCAUCCCAGAGAAAAGACUGCACCAUCCUUACUGGGCAACAGUCUGGAGAACUUGUCUGGUCAAUUCAUCAUAAUUCUAAACUGAAUUAAAAAUGAUAGUGUCCCUGUAACAGGGCCAGGAGCCCUGUACAUGAAGAGGGGGCA
Messenger RNA from Polyodon spathula (Mississippi paddlefish), 1705 nucleotides. Its product is annotated as zinc finger protein 883-like. Bases 27 to 1367 code for a protein of 446 amino acids. NCBI's taxonomy places the organism in Eukaryota, Metazoa, Chordata, Actinopteri, Acipenseriformes, Polyodontidae. The transcript has 2 exons. The record is from RefSeq and is a predicted model, not a curated record. Gene Ontology annotation, cellular component: nucleus.